UAUACAGGCUCGUGUUUUUUUAAAAUGGGCUGGAUAAAAUAAAUAUGCAAGGGCGAGUCUAAGUCGGCCCAGCUCAGUUUUUAAAACAAGCCUUUAUUGUUGUGUCGGUUAUAUAGAUUUUACAAAAAAUGAUGUCCAGAGAUGUGAUUGGACCAACAAAAUAAAUAUAUUUCUCGACAUAUAUAAAGAAUACAAAUAUCAUUCAGUAUCGACCUUACAAUUUUAUGAAUCAUCAUAUUUUAUUGUAAUAGAUCGAAAAGUACAAAAAAAAUACAAUACGGACAGGCAACUCUGUAAGAUAUAUCUAGUUUGUCAUAAGAGUGAAAAAAAAAAAGAGCUAGUCACAAUACCAGACAAUUUAAAGGCCCAUAGAUAAUGAGAUGUAAAAUCUUACCCGUGAUCUUCUUCUUACAUAAAAAAUAAAUUUUAUUUUUUAUUUAUUUUUCGGAAGAUAUGCACUUUCUCUCCUUCCCUUUACCACCUUUGGCUUUUGACACUUCACAUGCACCCUCGUUAGUGCCCUUUUCGCGACAUAUAUGUGUCCUGUCUGUAUACAUUUUUUUUUUAAAUUACAUUUUCUUUUCUAUUUCCAGACAAAGAAAAGUAUAAAGAAGUCGAAUAUUAGAGGUAAGGUAUCAAACAAUCUUCCACCACCUUCGUUGUCACGAACCAAAAGCUUUACGGUAAUCAUUUGCACACACAUGCAAGUCUGACUUUUCAUUUCUCUCUCUCAAACUCAUCACGAAAAGGUUCAUUUUAGAACUCUUCUGUUCGUAAUUAUUAUCCCCAUCUCAGAGAUUCUCUAUUGUUGUCUGAAUCAAAUAAAGAUGGAAUCGGAGAAGACAAGUGUUGUGAGUUCGAUCACAAGACCGUCGUGGGUGCUCCUUCUCCUUGCUUUCACCGUCUUAGCCAUUCUCUCUCACCAAAUCUCCUCCAAUUCAUUCCUCCCUCUCUUUAUCUCGACCACCACCACGACCCGUAUACAUGACCCGGUUACAUGCUCCGGGUUUUUCACCCACGACCCGUCCCCGAAACGGAUCGUCAUGUCAAUAACCGAAUUCGGCGGAGUGGGAGACGGCAAGACGUCUAACACGGAGGCUUUCCGCCGCGCGGUAAGGCAUCUAAGAGGCUUUGCGGGAGAGGGUGGGGCCCAGCUUAAUGUACCCAAGGGCACGUGGCUCUCGGGAAGCUUUAACCUCACCAGUAACUUCACGCUCUUCCUCGAACAAGGCGCUGUUAUUUUGGGAUCCCAGGACCCAGAGGAAUGGCCAAUAAUAGAGCCGUUACCUUCUUAUGGAAGAGGGAGAGAGAGACCUGGUGGUAGACACAUUAGCCUCAUUCAUGGAGACAAUCUCACUAAUGUUGUCAUUACAGGUGAAAAUGGUACAAUUGAUGGUCAGGGGAAAAUGUGGUGGGAGUUAUGGUGGAACAGAACACUGGUGCAUACGAGAGGCCAUCUUAUUGAGAUCAAGAACUCUCAUAACAUCCUCAUCUCUAACCUCACAUUGCUCAAUUCUCCUUUUUGGACAGUACAUCCUGUUUACUGCAGCAAUGUUGUUAUUAGAGAUAUGACCAUCCUUGCUCCGAUGAAUGCUCCUAACACCGAUGGUAUAGACCCAGAUUCAAGCACCAAUGUCUGCAUUGAGGACUGUUACAUCGAAAGCGGCGAUGACCUUGUAGCUGUGAAGAGCGGGUGGGACCAGUACGGAAUGGCCAUGGCACGUCCUAGUUCAAACAUCAUCAUUAGACGAAUCUCUGGUACUACACGCACUUGUUCAGGUGUUGGAAUAGGAAGUGAGAUGUCUGGUGGGAUUUUCAACAUUACCGUCCAAGACAUUCACGUUUGGGAUUCAGCAGCUGGGCUCCGUAUCAAAACAGACGUAGGAAGAGGCGGUUACAUUUCGAACAUCACCAUCAGUAAUGUAUUACUAGAGAAAGUGAAAGUUCCUAUUAGAUUCAGUAGAGGCUCAAAUGAUCAUCCUGAUGAUAAGUGGGAUCCUAAAGCUAUGCCGAGAGUUAACGGGAUUUAUAUUAGUAACGUUGUGAGUGUGGACUCGAGGAAGGCUCCUAUGUUACUUGGUGUUGAAGGAGGAACGUUUCAGGACAUAUGUUUGAGGAAUGUAACGCUUCUUGGGUUGCCUGAGUCAGAGAAAUGGAAAUGCAAAGAUGUUUCUGGUUAUGCUAGUGAUGUUUUUCCUCUGUCGUGUCCACAGCUUUUGCAGAAGGAAGGUUCGGUCUCUCAGUGUUUAUAGAUGAGUUUGUGAUUAGUAAUUUUUUUUAUAGAGUUACAUGUGAUAUAGGAGGUCCAUGAGUUUGAGCAAGUUUUUUUUUGGGGUGAAGAUUCUUGGCCACUUCAGAAGAUGCCAUCUUGGUUUUCCUUUUCACAUUUAUUAAUUUAUUCUUGUUUGUGAAUUUUAUCCUUUUUGACACAUACUUUGUGUAACGAAAUGUAUACUUUGAUUGAUUCAAUAAAGAUGUCUGCAUAUUCAUUUUUA
Molecule: messenger RNA, 2495 nt
Organism: Brassica rapa (field mustard)
Lineage: Eukaryota; Viridiplantae; Streptophyta; Magnoliopsida; Brassicales; Brassicaceae
Product: probable polygalacturonase
Biological process (GO): carbohydrate metabolic process
Molecular function (GO): polygalacturonase activity
Source: RefSeq, a predicted model, not a curated record